UUUGAAAUUGCGACGUAUAAGAAAAAUACGGGGAGGUUUUUUGCUGGCUUUGACACGCUAAGUUAUUUGCGUAUCGUCGGAAUUCAUCUGAACACGGCUUCAGCAUUUCAAUGUAAAAACCAAUAUUGGAGUCCAGACAAAUCAAACGAAAUUUCUUUUCGAAUCUUGGAAGCAAUUAGCGAUCCCGUGGAUAAUUUGGUCACAAUAGAAAAAGAUAGAGCUCAAAAUCUAAGUUGCAGACGGCCGCCAAUCAGAGAUCACAUCCAAUGGCUCAAGGACGGACAAUCAUUUGAAUCAGAUCAAAUACUUUUGACACACGAUUUCUCCAAAGUGUCGCUUAAAGGAAGUCUGGAAGAAGUCGGUACGUACACGUGUCAAUGGGAAAAUACCAUCGGUGAAGUGAGGUAUAGGAAUUUUACCGUGUACUUCAAUGACACGCCGACGGAAAACCUGGACAAGACGACCAUCCUCCUAACUAUUAUUUUAUUGGUUUUAUUUCUGAUUGGAAUUGGGAUCGGCGUUAAAAUCUGUUUGGAUCGGCAGAAGAAAAAAUCUUUUAUAGGUGCAGACGAAUUAUUGAAGGGAAAGACCACUGAAAUCAAUGACGACAUUCCCCCGGAAUAUCGAAUUGAAUUUUCACCUUACGACAAACAAUGGGAAUUUCCGAGACAUCGCCUCAAACUUGGCGAUCAACUGGGAGCUGGAUGUUUCGGUCGGGUUAUGAAAGCCGAAGCUGUGGGACUAAAAGACUCGAAUGAAACUGUUAAAACGGUGGCAGUUAAAAUGGUCCGAUCCGCAACUAACGCUGCCGAAAUGGAAGCUCUAAUCAGAGAAUUGAGAAUCUUGAUUUACCUUGGAUCGCACAUUAAUGUCGUAAAUUUAUUAGGAGCCUGCACAAAAAGUGUAUCCAGAGGAGAACUGUUGAUCAUCAUUGAUUAUUGUCGAUUCGGAAAUGUGCAAACCUAUUUGAAGAACUGUCGGGGCAAUUUUAUCAAUCGAGUGGACAAACAAGGUCAGCUGAAAAGCGAAAUGGAAGUCCAAUCGACGAAUGUGCCAGAUUGCACUUCAUCUGACACAGACCAAACUGCAAGGACAUCGAUGUCAUUUAAAUCCAUCUCUGACCGAUUAUACCCACCAGAUUUCUCGCAACAACAACAAGAUCCAAAUUCUAUUUCAAAUCAAUGCAUUUCUACAAGAGAUUUAAUAUCCUGGUCUUAUCAAAUAGUUCGGGGGAUGGAUUAUUUAGCCAGCAAAAAGGUAAUCCACGGAGAUUUAGCUGCUCGUAAUAUUCUGCUGGCCGACAAGGGAGUGGUCAAAGUAUCAGAUUUCGGAAUGGCCAAGAAAAUGUACUACAAAAGCAAUUGCGUGAAAGAAGGGCAGUGUCCAAUGCCCAUCAAAUGGAUGGCCAUCGAAUCCUUGACGGAUAAAAUAUUCUCCAGCCAAUCAGACGUUUGGUCCUACGGAGUCCUGUUAUGGGAACUAUUUUCACUAGGAAAAGUUCCUUAUCCAGGAAUGGAUGUUGCUCACGUUCUCGUGAAGGAAAUACAGGAAGGAUAUCGCAUGGAAAAACCUAAUUUCGCACCAAAUAUUUUUGGAAAAAUAAUGGCAGAUUGUUGGAAAACGAAACCGGACGAGAGACCAACGUUCGGUCAGUUAGACGAACUGAUCAUCGGGCAGUUGGAAUCGUCUGUUCCCUCCAUCUAUUUGAAUAUGAACGAUCAAUGCGCGACAAUGGAUGAAGAAAGCGGUGCAAUCACCAAUCACAAUGUGCUGGUGGAAAGUGUGGACAGGGCUACUAUGGCUUAG
This is a messenger RNA of Daphnia carinata, 1806 nucleotides long. RefSeq names its product vascular endothelial growth factor receptor 1-like. Gene Ontology annotation, cellular component: signaling receptor complex. The transcript has 10 exons. The annotation marks the transcript as partial. Gene Ontology annotation, biological process: positive regulation of kinase activity; cell surface receptor protein tyrosine kinase signaling pathway; protein phosphorylation. Gene Ontology annotation, molecular function: ATP binding; transmembrane receptor protein tyrosine kinase activity. The record is from RefSeq and is a predicted model, not a curated record. NCBI's taxonomy places the organism in Eukaryota, Metazoa, Arthropoda, Branchiopoda, Diplostraca, Daphniidae.